AUGAUCUCCUUUGUACUUAUUACAAUCUUCCAGUUCGUAACCGGAGAGUUUGAAGUUUGUCUCAACGGUGGAGUAGGACCAUGUAUCAACGGUGCAUGUACCGGAGCGAAUGAGAGAUGUAUAAACACAGCAGAAGGCGAGGUGUGCUGUGAAGAAAGUCAGAUUAGCCCAACGCAAGCGCCCACUACACUUGCAUCGACAACAGUAAGUGGAUCGACAACUGCAAGUACAUCGGCUCCCGCCACAGUGUCUCUUAGUACUGCGGCUCCAGUCACUCUGCCUCCCAUUACUGCAGCUCCUGUACCGUGCGUCGAUCAACCAAAUCCAAGAACGGGAGAGUAUGAAUGUGCCCAUCUGGCACAUUUGUGUUCUGAUUCCAAUUACAACCUUGUUAUGACUAUUCAAUGCCCGAAAACAUGUGGCCGUUGUGACGGCAGUGGAAACAUCAUCUUCUCACCGGCUGUAACAACCUGCGCUGACCGACUCAGUCCUACUGGAAGAUACGAAUGCCCUUCGCUUGCUUAUUAUUGCAACAAUCCCAUCUAUAAGCCGCUUAUGAGACAGCAGUGCCCUCGCACAUGUGGCGUCUGUCGAUAG
Molecule: messenger RNA, 597 nt
Organism: Cylicocyclus nassatus
Lineage: Eukaryota; Metazoa; Nematoda; Chromadorea; Rhabditida; Strongylidae
Source: the annotation of a GenBank genome assembly